Perognathus longimembris pacificus (Pacific pocket mouse) is the source of this 1292-nucleotide messenger RNA. RefSeq names its product C-type lectin domain family 3 member B (gene Clec3b). The record is from RefSeq and is a predicted model, not a curated record. The transcript is spliced from 3 exons. Bases 673 to 1281 code for a protein of 202 amino acids. Gene Ontology annotation, biological process: ossification; bone mineralization. NCBI's taxonomy places the organism in Eukaryota, Metazoa, Chordata, Mammalia, Rodentia, Heteromyidae.
UUUUUGUGGUGCCAGUCCUGGGGCUUGAACUCGGAGCCUGGGUGCUUGUCCUUUAGCUUGUUUUGCACAAGGCUGAUGGUGCUCUACCACUUGAGCUUCAGCUCUACUUCCAGCUAUUUGGUGAUGCAUUGCAGAGAAGCUCAGGGACUUUCCUGCCCUAGCUGGCUUCAAACCACCAUCCUCCUCAUCUCAGCCUCCCGAGUAGCUAGGAUGACAGGCACCCAGCUCAAACUUCUCUUUGCAUGAACAAGUCGUUUGUAGCCUGACUGAUCGAGCGGGGGGAGGCUCCCGGCACUCUGUCCUGCAAUAGCUGGGUAGCUUGAGCAAAGCCUUCUCACCUCCUUGAGCCUCAGUUUCCUUUGGAGGCACAUGAGGAGAGGACCCUCUUGAGCCCACAUGGUUUGGGGCCUCCGUGGUCUGCCUGGGUUCUGUCCAUUGUAUCCAUCUGCCUGACAGACAUGAGCUGAGACGAUUUGGAAUUUCCCAGAAUCCUCAGGCUACCAAACUUUCCUCCCUUCACCCGCCCCCCUCCUUUUUUUUUUCUGGCAUGCUGGCAGCUACAGCUUGACGUUUCUGCAUACAAGUCUUUGUGGCUGCUGCUUUAAGACGUGCAGCCCGAGCCCCAGCUGCCAGUACUUUCCAGAGCAAUCCAGCCCCUAGUUUUCACAUAGCAUGGAGCUCUGGGGAGCCUAUCUGCUCCUCUGCUUCUUCUACCUCCUGACUCCUGUCACUGCUGAGGCACCGACCCCCAAGGUCAAGAAGGCUGCGAGUGCCAAGAAAGAUGGUGUGGGCCCCAAAAUGUUGGAGGAAUUCAAGAGCCGCUUGGACAGCCUUGCCCAGGAGGUGGCGCUGUUAAAGGAGCAACAAGCUCUGCAGACAGUCUGCCUGAAGGGUACCAAGGUGCACAUGAAGUGCUUCCUGGCCUUCAGCCAGGCCAAGACCUUCCACGAGGCGAGCGAGGACUGCAUCUCGCGCGGGGGCACCCUGGCCACCCCGCACUCGGGCUCCGAGAACGACGCCCUGUACGAGUACGGGCGCCAGAGCCUGCGCGACGAGGCCGAGGUCUGGCUGGGCCUCAACGACAUGGCGACCGAGGGCUCCUGGGUGGACAUGACCGGAGGACACAUCACUUACAAGAACUGGGAGACGGAGAUCACGGCGCAACCGGACGGCGGCAAAGCCGAGAACUGCGCCGCCCUGGCCGGGGCCGCCAACGGCAAAUGGUUCGACAAGCGCUGCCGCGACAAGCUGCCUUACAUCUGUCAGUUCGCCAUCGUGUAGUUCCGGGGCGG